AUGGCAACUUUUAUGUUAGCCAUCAGUCACUUUAAUGAGGUCAAGAACACAUCCUAUCACCUUGCCAAAAGAUACAGGAACCAGGAAUGGCUCGUGUAUCAGUUCAAUUUCAGGUGUUCCAGCUUCCUGGGGCGCCCUGCUGGAGAAGUGAGCUCAUCCCGUGGCAGCAUCGCUGACACAGACCGUUACCUCAUCCAAAAGGGAGAGAGCUUACCGCCACCCACACCUGAGCGCCGUUCUAAAUCCUUCAUGGACUUGCUUUCCUGCGAAGCUGGCUUGGGCAGAGACUGUUUAAAACUUGUGUUUGGCUUUGUGUCUCCUCUGGCAGGUCCCUCCAUAGUGACGCCCCCCAGGGACAUCUGGAAUGUCACCGGCGCCCAGGUGUACUUGAGCUGCGAGGUGAUCGGAAUCCCAACCCCGGUCCUCAUCUGGAACAAGGUAAAACGGGGUCAUUAUGGAGUUCAAAGGACAGAGCUCUUGCCUGGUGACCGAGACAACCUGGCCAUUCAGACCCGGGGUGGCCCAGAAAAGCACGAAGUCACUGGCUGGGUGCUGGUGUCUCCUCUAAGCAAAGAAGAUGCUGGAGAAUACGAGUGUCACGCGUCCAACUCCCAAGGACAGGCUUCCGCUUCAGCAAAAAUUACAGUGGUUGAUGCCUUGCAUGAAAUACCUGUGAAGAAAGGUGAAGGUGCUGAGCUAUAAACUUGCAGAAUAUAUCAGUCUGCAAAGCUAAAAGUAGUCAUGGAUAACUACAACCCCUGUUCUUGCCUAAUAACAAGUUUCUUUUAAUCCAGUCCACUAACACUUUAGUUAUAUUCACUGGUUUUAUACAAAAUAAAGAUAACACAUCAAGACUACAAAAAUUUAUUGUCUAUUUACAGAAGAAAAGCAUGCAUGUCACUAAACAAAACAAAUAAAAUGCUUUUUAUCGCAACACA
Messenger RNA from Carlito syrichta (Philippine tarsier), 938 nucleotides. RefSeq names its product insulin like growth factor binding protein 7 (gene IGFBP7). Gene Ontology annotation, molecular function: insulin-like growth factor binding. The record is from RefSeq and is a predicted model, not a curated record. NCBI's taxonomy places the organism in Eukaryota, Metazoa, Chordata, Mammalia, Primates, Tarsiidae. Gene Ontology annotation, cellular component: extracellular region. The coding region runs from base 1 to 702 and encodes 233 amino acids. The transcript has 6 exons. Gene Ontology annotation, biological process: regulation of cell growth; regulation of signal transduction.